AGUAAAUGCUGUGGUGAAUUUAAAUCAGAUACCUUUCGGUCAAGGUCACGUCUGUGUUAUCGCUCACUUUUAAGCUUGAAUGCACAUAAUAGUCACUGGUUUCGGGCUUUAUGGAAGCUGCGAAUACAAUUCUAGUUCGUUGGCUGUCAAUCGUUUGAAACAAAUUUGGAAUAAAACGUAUACUGAUGCUUGUACUGGCAUAAAACUACACACAAUAGAGAAUGUUCCUGUUACGUAUGAAGCUGUUGACCAAUGCGUUAAUUCUAUCUGGAAAGAAAACCCUGAUUUAGUGAUACAUGUCGGUAUGGAUACCAGUGUGACGAUGCCAAUUUUGGAAACUCUGUCGUAUAAUAGUGGUUACGAUAAGCCAGAUAUGGAUGGCGCUUAUUGUGGAAAUAAUGGUUGUGUUAAUAUUCAUGGUGAACCAAUCCUUUAUUGUAACAUGAAUUUGAGCAAAGCAUACAGUAAACUAGUGGAUAAUCGUACUGCUUGUUCACUUUCAAAUGAUCCAGGCAGGUUUUUAUGUGGCUAUAUUUACUACAAAUCACUGGAAUAUUCACCUGAUCGAGUUGUUUUCGUACAUGUCCCAUGUGCAGCUAGAAUGUCUGUUGAAGAUACUGCUAUUUCACUUCUACAGAUUGUUCGUGAACUAACUGCUUUAAAAGGAGUUGUAAUUCCUUACACAUAAACUACUUAACAGCAAACUUCUUAAAAAUCUUAUUUCCUAUAAAUUUUUGUGAGUAAAUUAUUAGAAUUUCAAUUAACCUGCACGGUGGUCUUCUCUAUGCACUGAGAAAAGCUGAUUUCAUGUCAUUAUUUUUAUACUUAUUAUGCCUGCAUUCUUUUAUGCUCUGACGGCAUUAACAAAUCAUUAAAAUGAGCUCAAUUUUCUGUAUAGAAUAAUUUACUUUCAGGUAUAGAAAAAAUGAAUUUAUUUUCAGGUUUCUUAUUUUGCUUUAUUGACCUGAUUCUUAAAAACGAGAGAAAGUGUUUCAAAUUCAUGCUAACACUUAUAUAUAAUAAAUACUAAACAAGUCAUUAUCGAUAUAUAUUUUUUAACGAUUUCAUAUCUGUUAUAGUUUAAAAUAGUAACGACAAUCUCUCUGUUUCAAGAAACGCAAAAAAUAAAUGUUAAGGAGGUAUUGUUUUUACAGAGUGAUGUAUUUCAAUCGAAGAAGGGAUUCUAUAUAAAGUCUCUGAACCUAUCUUCAAGCUCUUAUUGUAUUUAACAUGUAUUUUAUAAUUCAUAUGCCAAGAAACUACUUAUUUCGACUUAUUAUACUGGCUGAGAGCGCUUAAACUGGAA
Molecule: messenger RNA, 1306 nt
Organism: Schistosoma spindalis
Lineage: Eukaryota; Metazoa; Platyhelminthes; Trematoda; Strigeidida; Schistosomatidae
Source: the annotation of a GenBank genome assembly